This is a messenger RNA of Botrytis porri, 732 nucleotides long. RefSeq lists its product as uncharacterized. The transcript has 3 exons. Gene Ontology annotation, cellular component: cytoplasm. Gene Ontology annotation, molecular function: carbonate dehydratase activity; zinc ion binding. NCBI's taxonomy places the organism in Eukaryota, Fungi, Ascomycota, Leotiomycetes, Helotiales, Sclerotiniaceae. Gene Ontology annotation, biological process: carbon utilization; cellular response to carbon dioxide; cellular response to oxidative stress. Bases 1 to 732 code for a protein of 243 amino acids. The record is from RefSeq and is a predicted model, not a curated record.
AUGGGCUCUGAAACUCCCUUCGAUUAUGCCUUGAGCUCCAACGCCGCAUGGGCAGGCUAUAAGAGCCACCAAAAUCCCAAAUUCUUCCCUACCAUGGCCCAAGGCCAAACUCCCAGCAUCCUCUGGCUCGGCUGCUCCGAUUCCCGUGUGCCCGAAACCACCGUUCUCGGUCUCCAACCCGGUGAUGUCUUUGUGCAUCGUAAUAUCGCCAAUAUCGUGUCGCCUACCGAUAUCAAUUCCUCGGCCGUCAUCGAAUAUGCCGUUGCGCAUCUGAAGGUAUCGCAUAUUGUUGUGUGCGGGCACACUUGCUGCGGUGGUGCUGCGGCUGCGUUGGGAGGUGCAAGGGUAGGUGGAGUUUUGGAUACGUGGCUUGCGCCGCUCAAGGCAUUGAGUAAAAUGCACGAGAAGGAAUUAAAGGGAAUUAAGGAAGAUUCCGCACGGGCGGUCCGUCUCGCGGAGUUGAAUGUGGCGAAAGGAGUAGAGGUACUUAUGGGGAAUGUGGUUGUGGAAGAGGCGGUCCGCGAAAGAGGAUUGAAGGUUCAUGGUGUUGUGUAUGAUAUUGGCUGUGGAAAGAUUCGGGAUUUGGGAGUAGGAAAUUGCAAUGAGGAGGAGGAAGAAGAAGUUGCCGGAACAGAUGGAGCCGCGGAGUCGAAAGGAGCAAAGGAGUUGGUUCAAGGUGCGCAUGGAAUGCUGGUUUUUGGAAAGGGGGGUGCAACCCUUAGUACCGCGUAA